GCACCACAUUUGUGAAUGGAAGCAAGUUUUUUAUUUUAAAACUAAGAAUUAGAGAAUUAGAAAGGCUAAGAUGGUUGACACAAACACCACUAGCACGCCCUCAAGCUCGGCAGCUUCAAGAACCGUUCUUCUCCUUUUAAGGGUCUUAACCUUUGUGUUCCUUCUCAUUGCUCUCAUACUCGUUGCUAUAGACAAAGAAACUGUAGAAAGCAGUAUUGGGGAAAUUGAAAUCAAGUUCAAAGAUAUACAUGCUUAUCGAUACAUGAUCUCCACAAUAGUAAUUGGAUUUGCAUACAACCUGCUCCAGCUGGCACUUUCAAUUUUCCCUGUGGUCUCAGGAAACCGCGUAUUAACCGGUAACGGAGGCUAUAUGUUUGAUUUCUUUGGUGAUAAGAUUAUUUCAUACUUUCUACUUUCCGGUUCAGCUGCUGGAUUUGGUGCCUCUGAAGAUAUGCAUAGACUCUUCAAAGCACAAGAUUUACCUUUAAACUCGUUUUUCGAAAAGGGUAAUGCCUCAGCUGGCCUUCUUCUUAUUGGAUUUCUAUUCACAGCCAUAGCAUCAAUUUUCACUUCAUUUGCUUUGCCAAAGAAAGCUUAGCUUAAUGAACAAAAUGAUCUAUGUUUGUGAAAUAUCAUUCUCUAGUAAUUUGGUUUAGUUCAUUUAGGUUCAUUUGGUUGUCAAUAAAUUGUAACUUGCGGUGGAUUUUUGUUUCCUUAUUUUCUCUAAAAUUCUUCCUAAGAAUUGUACUUGUUUUUAUUUUCUAAUAGUGGAUGAAGUCCUCUUGAUUUGCUUCAAUAUGA
Cicer arietinum (chickpea) is the source of this 801-nucleotide messenger RNA. Its product is annotated as CASP-like protein 4D1. The record is from RefSeq and is a predicted model, not a curated record. Lineage: Eukaryota; Viridiplantae; Streptophyta; Magnoliopsida; Fabales; Fabaceae.